UGCCAAGCUCCCAUACAAAAAAUCUAUCCCGCUCCCGCAAUUCGCUUUCGGUGCCUACAGAAGCCCCUAUACUCCCUUCGAAGAAGAGAAUUUUAUAUGAUGGAUUCCCAGGCUUCAAAUAUCGACUCUCAAAGCGCCUCAAAACAAGCCGCCGAUGCCCCGCCAUUCGACUUGAACCAGGCUCGGUUCCAGAAGUCGCUUACCUUUGUGCAAGAAGUUCGCGACCGGUUUCAGACUAGUGAACCGGCGAAGUAUACCACUUUUCUCAGCGUGUUGCAGGAGACGAGUGUGACGCCCAUGGAAUCAGAACAAAAGUGGCAGGCUACUAGGGCGGAAAAGCAGGCUGAGGCUCGCAUGAAGCUGGAAGAGCUGUUCAGAGGUCACGAAGACCUAUUAGAAAAGCUGGAUGCAUUUCUCCCACCGCCAAGCACGCCAGCAGAAGAUCAGUAAAUUCCUA
Colletotrichum scovillei is the source of this 457-nucleotide messenger RNA. RefSeq lists its product as uncharacterized. The transcript has 2 exons. Bases 97 to 450 code for a protein of 117 amino acids. Lineage: Eukaryota; Fungi; Ascomycota; Sordariomycetes; Glomerellales; Glomerellaceae. Gene Ontology annotation, biological process: regulation of DNA-templated transcription. The record is from RefSeq and is a predicted model, not a curated record.